Molecule: messenger RNA, 2678 nt
Organism: Epinephelus moara (kelp grouper)
Lineage: Eukaryota; Metazoa; Chordata; Actinopteri; Perciformes; Serranidae
Gene: dnajb12b
Product: DnaJ heat shock protein family (Hsp40) member B12b
Exons: 9
Coding region: 696-1805 (369 amino acids)
Biological process (GO): cellular response to misfolded protein
Cellular component (GO): endoplasmic reticulum membrane
Molecular function (GO): Hsp70 protein binding
Source: RefSeq, a predicted model, not a curated record
CCUUAAUUGCCCAGAAGUGUUUGUAGUUUCAGUAGUUAACUCCACAAAAACCACUAUGCAAAUAUGAAUGUAGCUGAACUAUAAGCAAGCUGCUGCAAAAUGUAGUUAAACUUCUAGGUUAGUAACAUGUAGUUCAUUAAUCCCCAGCACAGAUUUUAAACAUAUAACCAAAAUUAUUUCAGAGAAUUACAACAGCCAAGGCAAAAUUUGUUACAAAAAAGCUUAAAAUGUGUGGGAUUUUCAUAAAGUUAUCUUUGUGUCGAUAAUAAAAUCAUGUAAACUGUGUUGAUUAAAAUCUUAACCAGUCCAUACAUGACACAGCAUACAUAAAAUUCCUAAUAUAAGAGUGACAACAGGAAAAGUGGUUUCAAUAUCUGCAAAAGGGAAAGACAUUACUCUCAAAUCUAACUGCAAGGCAUUGGCUGGAAUAGUAAAUAGGCUAUUAUUGAUUCAUUUGAAAUUAAUUUCUGUAGCUUUGGGUAUUUUAAAAUCAUGUUAACAUUCAGGUUAAAUCUAUGUAAUUAAAAAAAACACCCUACUAUCAGUUAAAUUGGUUUGGGUAUGUUAAAAGUCAUGGGCAGUAUAUCACCAGCAUCCCCAGCUGCCAGAGGUUUGCAGCAGCAGCAUCCUCAGCACGUCAUCAGCAGGCGCCUGUAUUUACUUCUGGUCCAGUUCGCCCGCUGCUGCCCGCUGCAAUGGAGGUAAACAGGGACGAAGCGGAGCGCUGCAUCGACAUCGCGACUGCGGCGCUGACCAACGAGCAGCCCGAGAAGGCGCAGAGGUUCCUGGAGAAGGCGCAGAGACUCUUCCCGACAGAGAAAGCCAAGGUGCUGCUGGAGCUGAUAGCAAAGAAUGGAUUCACACCUCGACAAGGCAGCGGCCACUCAGACUUCAGCGGGGGCUCUGGGCCUCGACAGCGGCAGACCAACAGCGAGGACACCAGACCUGAAGAAAAGCCAUCAGACACCUCAAAAUCCUACUCGGCAGAUCAGCUGGAGGCUGUGAGGAGGAUAAAACAAUGUAAAGACUUCUAUGAGAUCCUCGGGGUCCAGGCAGACGCCUCCGAUGAUGAACUCAAAAGAUCAUACAGAAAACUUGCUUUGAAAUUCCAUCCAGACAAGAACCACACUCCAGGUGCUACGGAGGCAUUUAAAGCUAUUGGGAAUGCGUACGCUGUUCUGAGUAACGCUAACAAGAGACGACAGUACGAUCAAUGUGAAGAGGAGAGGAGGCAUCCCUCAAGACACGGCCCAGACAAUGGAAACUUCGAGCCAGAUAUUUCACCUGAAGACCUCUUUAACAUGUUCUUUGGAGGAGGUUAUCCAUCAAGUAAUGCUAAUGUGUACACCAAUGGGCGGAUGCGUUACCCAAGGCGAGAGAGAAGAGAGCGACAACGGGAUGGAGGCCUCGCUCUGUUCGUACAGGUCAUGCCCAUCCUCAUCCUGGUCAUUGUGUCAGCCCUGAGUCAGAUCAUGGUCAACAGCCCCCCCUACAGCCUCAGCUUCAGGCCGUCAGCAGGUUACACGCAGAAGAGGCUGACGGAGAACCUGAAGGUGCCAUAUUAUGUGGGGGAGCACUUCUCCAGGGAGUUCACCGGCCUGAAUCUGAAGAAUCUGGAGCGGACGGUGGAGGAUGAUUAUAUUUCCAACCUCCGCAACAAUUGCUGGAAGGAGAAGCAACAGAAGGAAGGCAUGCUUUACAGAGCUCGCUAUUUUGGAGACACUGAUCUGUACCAAAGAGCGCAGAGGGCUCGCACACCCAGCUGCGCCAAGCUGUCUGAGAUCUCAGCUUCAUUCCAUGGUUGAUGCUGCUUUCAUAAUUAAAAGUUUCCAGAAUCCACACAAAAGAUUAUCGGCUGUAAAUAGAUGAGCUUUAACAAUCUGGAGACGGAAGAUGAUUCAACAAGCAACACAAACAAACCAGCACCAACCUGCAUCAAAGUGAUCACACAAACUGGUUUAAGCCAUUUCUGCGGACUUUUAGUAUGUUGAAUUAAAAUAUAAUAUGAAUAUAAUGUUUUGACAUGGAAAAAAGAAAAACACUUAAAAAAGCCAAGCCCCAGUUGUGACUGGGAGCUAUGAAGCUGGCAGAGGUCACUUUACGGUUUCUGUGAGAAUGCAGUACGAAACCAGACUGUAGCGAGGUUAGAUAUAGUCAUACGGAUGUUAUUUAUGUAGCAGUUUAUUAGGUACCACAGAGAACACUUCCUCUUUUAUUUCACACGGUCAAAUCAGCGGAGCGGACGAGUUCGGUUUGACUUCAAAUGCACAUUCUGAAACUAUGCAGGAAUAAUGUGAAACCUCUGAUGAAUAUAUAGUCAUAACGUCCAGGGUUUGUCAGACACUUGAACACCUGAGAUUCGUCUUCUUCUGCUGUGUGUGUGAGAGAUAACAAUUAGGAAAUGUCCUUUUACACUUUGCCUCUUUUAAAUGUAGUAGGGAUAGAGUUAUGUAUGUUAACGUUACGGCACUUCACAAUAAAAGCCAAGGGAAUGAGAGAUGUGCCUACCCACGAAGUGGGACUUUAACAGGUUCUAGUUUUUGAGUACAAUGUCUCUGAUGAACAUCUGUUGGAAGAAGCUAUUUUUGUCACGCCUUUUGAGUUUAUAGUAUGCUAUUUAUGUUUUAAUUUAUUUUAAAAAAAAAAAGGAUUAUCAGGCUAGGACAACAACACAGAUC